AUGACUACAUUGUUACAGGCAUCUGGUGUAGCUCAACAGGGACAAGGGUUCUUGAAUGUUACAGUGUCAGGUAAUAAUAUUUUGUUCGGCUCAGAAGUGAAAGAUUCACCGCUUGCGGCUAGGUUUGUGAAAUCUGUAUAUGCCGAGCCAUAUGAUAUUUCUGUGCUACAAAUUAGUCAAAGUAUUGUAGCGCCUGCACCGGCACCGUCUCCGAUGACUCGUAAGGCGCCACCUCCAGCACCUGCUAAAGGUGAGGAGGAUAGUAGGAAUACAGCGGCAGCGCCAGGGCCAGGGCCAGCUGAUUCUGGUGCUCCAUGUGCUUUGGGUUCGGGUGCUGCUGUUGCAGUUUUGAUGGGGUUGAUUUUGCAUUUUGUUGGACUUUAG
This is a messenger RNA of Pistacia vera, 384 nucleotides long. Its product is annotated as fasciclin-like arabinogalactan protein 3. Bases 1 to 384 code for a protein of 127 amino acids. NCBI's taxonomy places the organism in Eukaryota, Viridiplantae, Streptophyta, Magnoliopsida, Sapindales, Anacardiaceae. The record is from RefSeq and is a predicted model, not a curated record. The transcript is spliced from 2 exons. Gene Ontology annotation, cellular component: plasma membrane.